AUUGGGAUUGUUUCAGGAUCUGAUUGGGAUGAAGAUGCUGAGAAAAAAUUGGGCGACCUUAAGCUUUUGUUGUCGGAUGCUGUCGUGGUAAAGGUCUUGAGAGAAGUCCACCAGUACUCUCUCCAGGCAUUAGGAUUUUUCAAUUGGGCUGGGAAGCAGCCAGGUUACGAGCACAGCGCAGUCACUUACAAUGCAGUUAUGAGGAUUCUUGGGCGGGAGGAUUUUAUCGAGCAGUUCUGGAGCAUGGUCGAAGGGGCUGUCCUUACAGGUAAGGUGGAUAAGGCACUGUCCUGUUUUACGAAGAUGAUGGAGAAGAACUUCGAUGCCGAUGUUGAUCUCCUUGAAGUCUUGGUAAAUGGUUUGUGCGGUCAGAAUAAGGCAGGUGGUGCAUACACCCUGUUUGUUGAAAUGGUUGAGAAGGCUCGUUUGAGACCUUGGCAGGCCACGUUCAAGCAUUUGAUACAAAAGCUGCUGGGAGAGGGGAAACUUGAAGAAUCGAUGAAGCUCCUACAUCUAACGAAACGCCACAACUUUCCGCCAAAACUUGAAAUACAUGUUCUAAUGUUGAAAAUUUCAGCAACAAAUCUUACUGGGAAGUUUGACAUUGGUUUAGAACAAGAAGACAUCAUUCCAUUGUUCAUAAUUAGUAACAACAAACAGCAAGUCAACAAACCUUAUAUGUGGUAAGAAUUUCCUGAUGCUGAUGGAUUCUUGCUUGGAAGGCCACUUCUCAAAUGAUGACGGAACUGAGUUGGUGCGAUUGGCUUCUUGUUGCUUGCAAUAUGAACCUCGUGAGAGGCCAAAUGCAAAGACGCUUGUGACUGCUCUUACUUCUCUUAUCAUGCAACACUUUCACAGGGACAUAAUGGACUCAUUAUCCAACAUUGGAGAGUUUGUUAAAGCUUCCUAGUUCGUUGGUCAAAGAUCAGGUUUGUUGGUCUUCACCUACUUGUUUGUCUACUGUCAAGCGGACAUUCUUUAUGAGGAGCUAUUAUUUUUCUGUGAAUGCUAAAUUCUGUAAA
Magnolia sinica is the source of this 1022-nucleotide messenger RNA. Its product is annotated as pentatricopeptide repeat-containing protein At3g48250, chloroplastic-like. The transcript has 3 exons. Gene Ontology annotation, biological process: RNA splicing. The coding region runs from base 199 to 687 and encodes 162 amino acids. Gene Ontology annotation, molecular function: protein binding. The record is from RefSeq and is a predicted model, not a curated record. Lineage: Eukaryota; Viridiplantae; Streptophyta; Magnoliopsida; Magnoliales; Magnoliaceae.